Molecule: messenger RNA, 2450 nt
Organism: Mustela erminea (ermine)
Lineage: Eukaryota; Metazoa; Chordata; Mammalia; Carnivora; Mustelidae
Gene: SCNN1B
Product: sodium channel epithelial 1 subunit beta
Exons: 12
Coding region: 264-2402 (712 amino acids)
Biological process (GO): sodium ion transmembrane transport
Cellular component (GO): membrane
Molecular function (GO): ligand-gated sodium channel activity
Source: RefSeq, a predicted model, not a curated record
AUAAAUAAAGGUAGCCAACGUAUCGGGCACUUGGUCUGAGUUUAGGCACCGUAUUGAGCACGUUUUGUGCAUCACCUAGUUUCACCCUCUCAGUAGUUCUGGAAAUGAGGUACAACUGUCCUCAGUUUGCAGCUGGCGCACCUAAGAAGGAACUUGCCCCCCCCAGGCUACAAUUCCCAGAGGGCAGAAACCUUGUUUGUUUUGCCCAUCAUUGAGUCCAGAGGGACUAAGUCAGUGCAUGGCAUACAGUAGGCAUUCAAUAAAUGUUUUGGGGUUGGUUGGACGGUUGGAGGAGAGAUGGGAGGAAGGGAGAGGAGCCGAGAACAAGGGGGGCGGGGGGCCGGGAUGAGCAGCCCAGCAGCCGGGGCCAGGUGCCCCCGCCCCCUGCCCUGGCCCGGGAUGGGGACCAGGAUGCGGCGGCCACGGCAGGGGACCGACGCGGGAUCUGGCUGCGGGGUCUCCGUGCAGGCGCCAUGAUGCUGGUGAAGAAGUGCCUGGUGAAGUGCCUGCACCGGCUGCAGAAGGGCCCGGGCUACUCGUACAAGGAGCUGCUGGUGUGGUACUGCAGCAACACCAACACCCACGGCCCCAAGCGCAUCAUCUGCGAGGGGCCCAAGAAGAAGGCCGUGUGGUUCCUCAUCACGCUGCUCUUCACCUCCCUGGUCUGCUGGCAGUGGGGCGUCUUCAUCAGGACCUACCUGAGCUGGGAGGUCAGCGUGUCCCUCUCCCUCGGCUUCAAGACCAUGGACUUCCCCGCCGUCACCAUCUGCAAUGCCAGCCCCUUCCAGUAUUCUAAAGUCAAGCAUUUGCUGAAGGAUCUGGAUGAGCUCAUGGAAGCGGUCCUGGAGAGGAUCCUAGCUCCCGAGCAGAGCUAUGCCAACGCCACUAGGACCCUGAACUUCACCAUCUGGAACGACACACCGCUGGUUCUGAUCGACGAGCAGAACCCCCACCGCCCAGUGGUCCUUGACCUCUUUGGGGACGUCCACAAUGGCUCAGCAGACAGCAGCCUAGCGCCAGGAAGGACCUGCACUGCCCAGGGGUGCAAAGUGGCCAUGAGACUAUGCAGCCUCAACGGGACCGCGUGCACUUUCCGGAACUUCACCAGCGCCACCCACGCCGUGACGGAGUGGUACCAGCUGCAGGCCACCAACAUCUUCUCGCAGGUGCCCACGCACAAGCUGGCGGAGAUGGGCUACCCUGCCGAGCGGCUGAUCCUGGCCUGCCUGUUCGGGUCCGAGCCCUGCAGCUACAGGAACUUCACGUCCAUCUUCCACCCAGAUUAUGGCAACUGUUACAUCUUCAACUGGGGCAUGACAGAGAAGGCGCUCCCUUCGGCCAACCCCGGAGCUGAGUUCGGCCUGAAGCUGAUCCUGGAUAUAGGCCAAGAGGACUAUGUGCCCUUCCUCACGUCCACGGCCGGUGCCCGGCUGCUGCUCCACGAGCAGAGGUCCUACCCCUUCAUCAAAGACGAGGGCAUCUACGCCAUGUCAGGGACAGAGACAUCCAUCGGGGUGCUGGUGGACAAGCUGGAACGCAUGGGGGAGCCCUACAGCCAGUGCACCAUGAAUGGCUCCGACGUUCCCGUGCGAAACCUCUACAGCGACUACAACACGACCUACUCUAUCCAGGCCUGCAUUCGCUCCUGCUUCCAAGAGCACAUGAUCCAGAACUGCAGCUGUGCCCACUACCUGUACCCACUGCCCCGCGGGGAGAGAUACUGCAACAACCGGGAGUUCCCAGACUGGGCAUAUUGUUACUCACGCCUGCGCAUGAGUGUGGCCCAGAGGGAGACCUGCAUCAACAUGUGCAAGGAGUCCUGCAAUGACACCCAGUAUAAGAUGACCAUCUCCAUGGCCGACUGGCCUUCCGAGGCCUCUGAGGACUGGAUUUUCCACGUCCUGUCUCAGGAGCGGGACCAGAGCACCAACAUCACCUUGAGCAGGAAGGGAGUGGUCAAGCUCAACAUCUACUUCCAAGAAUUCAACUAUCGCACCAUUGAGGAGUCGGCAGCCAAUAAUAUUGUUUGGCUGCUCUCAAACCUGGGUGGCCAGUUUGGCUUCUGGAUGGGGGGCUCGGUGCUGUGCCUCAUCGAAUUCGGAGAGAUCCUCAUCGACUUCGUGUGGAUCACCGUCAUCAAGCUGGUGGCCUUCGCCAAGAACCUGCGGCAGAGACGCGCCCAGGCUCGCUAUGCUGGCCCGCCGCCCACCGUGGCCGAGCUGGUGGAGGCUCACACCAACUUUGGCUUCCAGCCUGAUGUGGCCAGGCCUGGCCCCGAACCCGGGACCUACCCUGAUGAGCAGACCGUGCCCAUCCCGGGCACCCCACCUCCCAACUAUGAUUCCCUCCGUCUGCAGCCGCUGGACAUCAUCGAGUCCGACAGUGAGGGCGAGGCCAUCUAGACCCGGGGAAACCAGAACUCACACCCGAGAAGCCAUGAUCGUGGCCCC